CGCGGCUAGUUGACUGAAAAUAAAAACAAUUUCAUAAAUAAAUUAAAUCCUUCAAGUUUUAAGAAAAAAUUCCAAAUAUCGAGUUCAUGACGCUCGCUUAAAUGUCAAUUUUGGUUUCACUGUGCUUAUUAAAAAUCGAAAUUGUUCGCGAUAUGAGUACUGAAGCUGAAUCAUCAACCCAAGAAGAGGCAGCUUCUUCGCAACAAACAAAUCCUCGAUUUGUAAAAGAUCUUCGAGGUCAAAGAGAACCAAAGAAGAUUCAGAUUGAGACUUAUGCCAAUGUCGUUUCAUUUGAUGAAAUAGAAGUAAGUGAAAAAGGAGUUUUACCGAAAAGUUCUCGUGAACAAACGCCACUUGAAGAUUCUGCUGCUAUUCCAGAAGUUCCCGGUGAAAUCAAUUUCUUCUCAGGAAAUCCAUUUGUUGAACAAACCACAGGAAUUCUUCAUUUAUACAAGAACAAUGAGCUGAACAGCAUUCAAGAUGGCCUUUCGAAAACAAUUUGUUUAUUAGCUGUUCCAUCAACACUUAACUGUCAUGAUAUUUUGAGCUUUAUUGCGCCAUGUCACCCAGAAAUAACUCACGUCAGAAUUAUCAGAGACGGCACACCGAAUCAGUUUAUGGUGAUUUUAGAAUUCCGAGCAGUUGAGUCAGCUUACGAGUUUUACAAAACUUACAAUGGUGCGCCUUAUAAUAGUUUUGAGCCUGAUCAAGUCUGUCAUGCAUUGUGGGUGUCGGCAAUAGCUUGGGGAAACGAUGGAACUCCACCACAAAAUCAUACCGAAUUACCAACUUGUCCUGUUUGUUUAGAACGAAUGGAUGAAAGUGUUGAUGGUGUUUUGACUAUUUUAUGUAAUCACACUUUUCAUUCAGGUUGUUUAGUAAAGUGGGGGGAUUCAACAUGUCCAAUUUGUCGGUAUGUUCAAACUCCUGAACUUACAGAAAGUUCAGUUUGCAUGGAAUGCGAAGGGACAGAGACUUUAUGGAUUUGUUUGAUUUGUGGUCAUGUUGGAUGUGGAAGAUAUCAAGGUGGACAUGCAGCGAAUCAUCAUCGUAGCACAAACCAUACUUACGCUUUACAGAUUGGAACAAAUCGAGUGUGGGAUUAUGCAGGAGACAAUUUCGUUCAUCGAUUACUUCAAAAUAAAACUGAUGGUAAACUCGUUGCAACAAACUCACCUGGAAAUGAAGACGAGGAAAAAAUUGAUUCAAUGCAGUUAGAAUUUACUUAUUUGUUGACAUCUCAACUUGAUACUCAACGACAGCAUUACGAAGAAAGACUUUCUAGGAUUGAAGCAGCAAUGGCUGUUGAUAAGAAAAGUAUUUUAAAAGAAACAGAAAAAAUUCGACACGACAGUGCUCAGAUCGAACAAAAGUUAAAUGGUGUGAUAAAAGAGAAACAGAAUCUUGAGAAAAAGUUGGCAGCAAUGAAUACAAGAUUGACGACAGUUUUGAAAGAACUUGCUGAAGAGAAACAGUUUUCAAAGACACUUCAACUUAAUCAUACAUCAUGGCAGACUAAGUAUGGAACUCUUGAGAAACUCUGCAAAGAAAAGGAACAGGAAGUCAUUGAACUAAAGGAACAAGUCAGAGAUUUGAUGUUUUAUAUGGAAGCCCAAAAUACGAUCUCAAAUUCAGAUAUGAAGGAUGAAAUUGCUGAGGGAACUGUUACAAUGGGCGAUGAAAGUUCCUCAAAUAAAAGCAAAAAUCGAAGAAAAAAGAAAUAAAUUUUGUGAUUUGUCUCCCCAAUAAAAUAAUAUUCAGUUUAUUCUUAAAGUAAAUAAAGAACUUUAUUUAAAAUGCUUGAUAAAAAUAUUGUUUUAUCUGUUGUUGUUGACUUAAUUUUCAUCAAAAUAUUAUACUAAAUUACUUCAAUAUUAAUAUAAAUGAAAUGCAAUUUGUAAAGGUGAUGAAUAAACACAGCAAUAAAAGCAAA
This is a messenger RNA of Clunio marinus, 1933 nucleotides long. NCBI's taxonomy places the organism in Eukaryota, Metazoa, Arthropoda, Insecta, Diptera, Chironomidae. The record is from the annotation of a GenBank genome assembly.